AUUAUUGUGUCAUCAUAUCCAAGGGCGUCAUUUCGGUCGUCACCAAGCAGCAGACACGCAGGUCGCAUACCAAACAGAGGCAAACUAAGCGAUCGAGGACCCUUGGCCAAGACCGACAGGCAGACCCUCUCUCGUGAUUCAUUUCCCGUCUCAACUGCCAAAGUUUCGUCCCUCGAGCUGACUCAACGCGUAGUAGUCUUCCUGAGCUUAGCAAGCCUAGCAAGCUUAGCAAUUCUGGCACUUGUCGCUUAG
Colletotrichum paranaense is the source of this 252-nucleotide messenger RNA. RefSeq lists its product as uncharacterized. The record is from RefSeq and is a predicted model, not a curated record. The annotation marks the transcript as partial. The transcript has a single exon. Lineage: Eukaryota; Fungi; Ascomycota; Sordariomycetes; Glomerellales; Glomerellaceae.